Molecule: messenger RNA, 8880 nt
Organism: Cavia porcellus (domestic guinea pig)
Lineage: Eukaryota; Metazoa; Chordata; Mammalia; Rodentia; Caviidae
Gene: Arhgef12
Product: Rho guanine nucleotide exchange factor 12
Exons: 42
Coding region: 274-4971 (1565 amino acids)
Biological process (GO): Rho protein signal transduction; G protein-coupled receptor signaling pathway
Cellular component (GO): cytoplasm
Molecular function (GO): GTPase activator activity; G protein-coupled receptor binding; guanyl-nucleotide exchange factor activity
Source: RefSeq, a predicted model, not a curated record
CUCUGCUUUCGGCAAGAUUUAUCGCUAGUUCUAGAACUCGCCUUCUGGCUGACUUUCUGGGUUUGUGUUGGGAGAUAACUUGUUUUGCUCCAGCCCUCGUCCCCUUUCCUUGACCCCUUCCAUCGGAUGUUCUAGAUGACUGAAUGGAGUUUUGAGUUGGACUUUUGUGUCCCCGCCGGAAUUGGGCCUGAUCCCAGAGCACUGGGGGUGGGGUGGAGGUGUUUUUGUAAAAUGCAAGUUGGAUAAAAGGAGGACCUCUUGCCAAGGGCCCCAAUGAGUGGCACACAGUCUACUAUCACCGACAGGUUUCCCCUCAAAAAACCAAUAAGGCAUGGAAGUAUUUUGAACCGAGAGUCACCAACAGAUAAGAAGCAGAAAGUUGAACGCAGUACAUCCCAUGAUUUUGACCCUUCAGAUAGCUCCUCCAAGAAGACAAAGUCUAGUUCAGAGGAGAGUAGAUCCGAGAUAUAUGGUCUUGUUCAGCGUUGUGUGAUCAUCCAGAAAGAUGACAAUGGAUUUGGGCUGACUGUCAGCGGAGACAAUCCGGUCUUCGUACAGUCUGUGAAAGAAGAUGGAGCAGCCAUGCGGGCUGGAGUACAGACAGGUGAUCGAAUCAUCAAGGUGAAUGGAACUCUGGUGACUCAUUCAAACCAUUUGGAGGUGGUGAAGCUAAUCAAAUCUGGUUCCUAUGUAGCUCUCACUGUCCAGGGACGCCCACCUGGGUCGCCCCAGAUCCCACUCGCUGACUCUGAAGUAGAGCCGUCAGCUGUUGGACAUGUGUCUCCUGUCAUGACCUCCCCUCAUUCACCUGGAGCACCCGGGAAUAUGGAGAGAAUCACUAGUCCUGUGCUCAUGGGGGAGGAAAACAAUGUGGUUCAUAACCAGAAAGUAGAAAUUCUGAGAAAAAUGUUACAGAAAGAACAGGAACGACUACAGUCAUUGCAGGAAGAUUACAACCGAACACCUGCACAGAGAUUGCUAAAAGAGAUCCAAGAGGCCAAGAAACACAUUCCUCAGCUGCAGGAGCAGUUAUCCAAAGCCACAGGCUCUGCUCAGGACGGAGCUGGAGUUCCACCCUCCAGACCUUCUGGUGACACCCUGACUGUCUCUGAGGCAGAAGCAGAUCCUGGAGAUGGACUGGGCAAGACUGACUGGAACACUGGAGAGACAUCUCGGCCCAGCAGUGACAGUGCAGAUAGUCCUAAGAGUGGCCUGAAAGAGAAGGUUUAUCCAGAGGAAAACCCAGAGAGAACUGAAGCAGUUCAGGACAGUGACACUCAGUCAUUUGUUGGGAGUCCCUUAACCCGUGUAACACCUCAUAUUAUUGGAGCAGAGGAUGAUGAUUUUGGUACUGAACAUGAACAGAUCAACGGGCAGUGCAGCUGUUUCCAGAGCAUUGAACUGCUAAAGUCUCGCCCUGCUCAUUUGGCUGUUUUCUUACACCAUGUAGUUUCACAGUUUGACCCUGCAACAUUGCUCUGUUAUCUCUACUCAGACCUGUAUAAACAGACUAAUUCCAAGGAAACACGUCGCAUCUUCCUUGAGUUUCACCAGUUCUUCCUGGAUCGAUCUGCACACCUGAAAGUUUCUGUUCCUGAUGAAAUAGCUAUAGACCUAGAAAAGAGAAGACCUGAACUUAUUCCUGAGGAUCUACAUCGCCACUAUAUCCAAACGAUGCAAGAAAGGGUCCACCCAGAUGUUCAGAGGCACUUGGAAGACUUUCGGCAGAAACGUAGCAUGGGACUAACUUUGGCUGAAAGUGAGCUGACUAAACUUGACGUAGAACGAGACAAGGACCGGGUAACUUUGGAGAAGGAGCGGGCAUGUGCAGAACAGAUUGUUUCCAAAAUUGAAGAAGUAUUGAUGACUGCUCAGGCUGUAGAAGAAGAAAAGAGUUCCACAAUGCAGUAUGUUAUCCUCAUGUACAUGAAGCAUUUGGGAGUCAAAGUGAAAGAACCUCGAAAUUUGGAGCACAAGCGGGGUCGAAUUGGAUUCCUUCCAAAAAUCAAACAAAGCAUGAAGAAAGAUAAAGAAGGCGAAGAAAAGGGAAAGCGAAGAGGAUUCCCCAGCAUUCUGGGACCCCCAAGGAGACCAAGUCGUCAUGACAAUAGUGCAAUUGGCAGGGCCAUGGAACUACAGAAGGCACGUCACCCCAAGCACUUAUCCACUCCCUCCUCUGUGAGUCCUGAACCUCAGGACUCUGCUAAGUUGCAUCAGAGUGGGGUAACAAAUGAAGGAACAGAUGCUGGAUACCUGCCUAGCAGUUCCAUGAGUUCUGUGGCUGCAGGAGUCACUCUCUCCCAGGAAGGAGGGAAAGAGAAUGAUACAGGAUUAAAACAAGUCAGAGAAACACUGGCAUCUGGAGACUCCUUGGAUGGCGCACCUCGUACUCCUAAUACCAUCUUUGAUUUCCCUCCUCCUCCAUUAGACCAGGUUCAGGAGGAGGAGUAUGAAGUGGAAAGGCUGACAGAACUUGGGACACCAAAGCCUUUCCGAAAGUUUGACAGCAUAGCCUUUGGAGAAAGUCAGAGUGAGGAUGAGCAAUUUGAGAAUGACCUAGAAACAGAUCCACCCAACUGGCAGCAGCUUGUUAGCCGAGAAGUGUUACUGGGACUGAAAGCUUGUGAGAUUAAAAGACAGGAAGUCAUUAAUGAAUUGUUCUACACUGAAAGAGCUCAUGUCCGAACACUGAAGGUUCUUGACCAAGUAUUCUAUCAGCGAGUGUCCAGAGAAGGAAUUCUGUCACCUUCAGAAUUACGGAAGAUUUUUUCAAACUUGGAAGAUAUUCUUCAGCUUCAUGUUGGGUUGAAUGAGCAAAUGAAGGCUGUUCGGAAGCGGAAUGAGACAUCUGUGAUCGAUCACAUUGGCGAAGAUCUGUUGAGCUGGUUCAGUGGACCAGGAGAGGAGAAGUUGAAACAUGCUGCUGCUACAUUUUGCAGUAACCAGCCUUUUGCCCUGGAAAUGAUCAAGUCUCGUCAGAAAAAGGAUUCUCGAUUCCAGACUUUUGUGCAAGAUGCUGAAAGUAAUCCAUUGUGUCGUCGUCUUCAGCUAAAGGAUAUCAUUCCCACUCAAAUGCAGAGGCUUACUAAGUACCCACUUCUUUUGGAUAAUAUUGCAAAAUACACAGACUGGCCAACAGAAAGGGAAAAGGUGAAGAAAGCGGCAGAUCACUGUCGUCAGAUAUUAAACUAUGUCAAUCAGGCUGUCAAGGAGGCAGAAAACAAGCAGCGCUUAGAAGAUUAUCAGCGCCGCCUUGAUACCUCCAAUCUGAAGUUGUCAGAGUAUCCAAAUGUCGAGGAGCUCAGGAAUUUAGAUUUAACAAAAAGGAAGAUGAUUCAUGAAGGGCCAUUGGUUUGGAAGGUGAAUAGAGACAAGACUAUUGAUCUGUAUACGUUAUUGCUGGAAGAUAUUCUGGUAUUGUUACAAAAGCAAGAUGAUAAACUGGUGUUAAGGUGCCAUAGUAAGAUUCUGGCAUCUACAGCUGACAGCAAACACACAUUCAGUCCUGUCAUUAAACUGAAUACAGUGUUGGUUCGACAAGUGGCAACAGGAAUCAGGAAGCCUCGUAAAGAUCAGAGCUCUCCUGAAGUGAACCACAGCCAAUCUCAGCAACAACAAGAUAACAAAGCUUUAUUUGUCAUCUCCAUGUCGGAUAAUGGGGCCCAAAUUUAUGAACUGGUGGCACAGACAGUUUCUGAAAAGACUGUCUGGCAAGACCUAAUCUGUCGAAUGGCUACAUCAGUGAAGGAGCAGUCCACAAAGCCAGUGAUUCCGUUACAGUCACCACCUUGCGAAGGAGACAAUGACGAAGAAGAAUCUCCAAAAGUGGAACAUCAUGGCAUUUCAGUCACUAAUCUACAGAGUCCAGACAGAGAUUUGGGAUUAGACUCUCCUUUAAUAUCAUCAAAACCUCAGACUCAUUCACUGAGUACUUCUGAAAAAUCAGAGGCCGUCGAUCUCUUUGUGGCUGAGAGACAGUUUGCAAAGGAGCAGCACGCAGAUGGGACGCUAAAGGAGGGUGGAGAAAACUAUCAGAUCGCAAUCCCAGACCCACACUUACCUGUCUCAGAAGAACGCUGGGCUUUGGAUGCACUAAGGAAUCUGGGUUUGUUGAAGCAGUUACUGGUGCAGCAGCUGGGUUUGACUGAGAAGAGCAGUCAGGAAGACUGGCGGCAGUUCUCCAGAUACAGGACAGCCCCUCAAGAGGCUCAGGCCGACAGUGGGAUCCAGAACUCUGAAAAUACUAAGGUCUGUCAUUCUGCCGAAGGACAGGUCCCCUUUAGAACUGGAGCUGGUGACAGUGCAGGUUGUAACAGUUCACGAACUUCAACUGAAUCUUCUGCUCCACCGGAUUCAGUGGUACUGGCAUCCCAAGAUAGCCAGACAAGUAACAUUUUAGUAAUGGACCACAUGAUUCUGACCCCAGAGGUAUCUACCACAGAACCAGAAGGGGGUCUGGAUGAGAGUGGAGAGCACUUUUUUGAUGCCCGUGAAGCACAUAGCGAUGAUAAUCCAUCAGAAGGUGAUGGAGCAAUUAAAAAGGAAGAGAAGGAUGUUAAUUUACACAUCUCAGGAAAUUGCUUGAUCCUUGAUGGCUAUGACACAGUGCAGGAGAGCUCCACGGAUGAGGAAGCUGCUUCCUCAUUUCUCCUGCAGCCUGUGGCAGGCCUCCCCUCCAUGGACUCUGCCUACCAGGAACAGUAUUCUCCUCAGAGCGCUCAUUCUGAUGGGGCAGGGUCACCAUUCAUCCCAGAAUUCCUGCUCCAGCGACGCUGGGGAGCUAUGGAAGAUUCCUGUUUUGAGAUCCAGACUCCCUCCUCUUGUGCAGAUUCUCAAAGCCAGAUCAUGGAGUACAUUCAUAAGAUAGAGGCUGACCUUGAGCACUUAAAGAAGGUGGAGGAAAGCUACACCCUUCUGUGCCAAAGGCUGGCUGGAUCAGCCCUCACAGACAAGCACUCAGAUAAAAGUUAGAGCCGAGUGUCCUGGAGGUGACUGCAGGUUGUUGGAUUUUGAGCAUCGGCCUUGUAUCAACCACAUCCUGGCUGCAGUGUGGACGCAGAGAUAGUGUGCUAGAGGACCUGCCUAAGAACCACCAGGGAUUAACCGUGUCCCAAGGUGCCAGAGCGGGACUAGUUCUUCACAGUCUGGCAGUGGCACCGGUCUGUCAGUGAGGGAGUGGCCAUCCCUCACUCUCCUCGCCUCACUGCUGGGAAGUCAUUUUGAUUCAGAACAAAAACCAAAUGUAUAGAGCUUUGGGUGUAGUAUAUGAAAUUGUACUUAGGCAUAAAAAAAGAGAAAUCAGAUGUAUUUAUUUGACUCAUUCCAUAUUUGAAAGCACAUUUUAACUUUUAUUUGCCUUGUUUUAUUUUAAGUAGUGAGAGUCUUAGCCUUUUGUAUUUAGUACACCCAAGGAUCAAUUAAUUGCUCCUCAAGCAGAGGUCAGGAUGGGGUAUGAGAAAGUUGGUAGAGAAGUGAUACAAAAGAGGAAGCGAGGAGGGAAAGGAGGAGAAACAUCUCACCUUCACUGAAGUCUGUGCCAUGCCCUCUGCUGCCCAGAACGCUGCUUUUCUGAGGGUGACUUUAAUUAAAGGCAUGGUGUGCUCUGUAGCCCAUAGGUGCGGAGGACUCAAGAUAAUGCUGCCCAGCUGACCGAGAGUAUGUGGGCCCCCCACCCUGAGGCAGGAAUUUUCUUGCUGGGAUCCACCCUCAAUUAACAAGAAUCCUCAAUAUACUAAAUAGCAGGCACUUGAAAAUGGGUGUAUUUUCUUCUAUCGUCUUUUCUAUUGAGGGAUGGGAUUUGGGAGGGAAAAAAGGAAAUUUUUUAUUUUCUUGAUUAUAAAGUUGUUAUUCUUGGUAUUAUUUCAUUUUUAUAACUAUACAUUAGACUUUGGCACUUGUGUAAAACCAUCCCUGCAGAUUGAGCAGGAAGUAAGAACAAACAAAUGGAAGUGCUUCUGUGGCGGUGGGGUUGGUGGGGUUGCUGAGGAAGGGCGGGGUGGGUGGGUAAGGCGUUUGGGAAGGAAUCUAAACUGAAUCACUACUGAGUUGAACCAUGGCUGUCGCUAGCCACGGGUACUGCUGAUUAUAAGGCCAGUAAAAUAAUAGUACCUGGAGGUUUGACUCUUAAGUUUUUGCACUGAUGGUGCCAAAGGGCUCUUCGAGUCACAAGGAGAGUCAGUGGUGGUGUGGAGAGAGGUGAUGGAGGAGGCAGAACUGGUUACACCAGCUCCAUGGCACUUCCUCCGACUCCCACUGCAGCUCUGUUCACACUGGGCCAAGGAAUGACCUAAGGAAAUGCAGACCAGAAUAUACACUGGAUACUGCAGGCGCAGUGUUGGUGACUGCCUGCUCUGGGAUGCACAGCAGCAUGGGCAGCACCUACAGAGGACAGAUGUGUCAGAAGCGUAACUUGAGAACUCCUUUAAUUACAUCAGCUGUCUGACUUUCUGUGGGCAUUGGGUAAAUAUUAUUGAAGUACUUUGCCAACUAAAACAAAGUCAUUUGUUAAUCUGUAAAUUCUGUUAAUAAACAAGGAGUUCAUCCAUUGCUUACAUCUUUCGAUAGUGCCCACUGAAUUCUGUGGGUAGUCGGGAUAUAAUUUUAUUCUUCCGACAGUCCCCUCAACCCUACCCCAAAAGGGAAGUUUUUCCCUCACCAUAAAGGGUAAGGAUUCCCAACUUUUAUAAACACCACUACAACUUAACAAGCUCAUUUAUUUGUGUCCAGAUUCCUGUUUCUGUCCUUCAAAAUUGACCUGUUUUUAGGUACAUCAACUUUUAUCUUUGUACCUUAUCUAUCAAUUGGAAUUAUAUUUCUAGUCAUGGGCCAAGUAUAAUUUAAUUAGAAUGGGAUUUAAAAUUUUAGAAGCAGAAGCUAAUAUAUAAGUGAAGCUUGGAAUUUGGAACUUUCUGUAUCUCUUAGGAGAGUCAAGUAGAAACCAAAUGGUUAUAUUGUGCUGCUGGAAAUACUGUCGCUCCCAAGGAAAAGGGUUAUACCUGUAGCCAUCUGACACUAAACUACCAGGAGAUAGACAGGAGAAAGAUAAAUGUAAAAAAGCUUUCCUCUUAACUCCAGACACUAUAGGUCACUGCAUAAUUCCCUACCACUCAAAAAACUUGAAGUUUUGUUUGCUCUUCCAAGUCAGCCAUUAUCUUGUUCUUUGUGAUUAUUUUUCAUGUUUUUCUCCUUUGCACUAUAACAGCUAACUGAAAAAUACAAGCUCUAAUACUUCCAAAUAAAUUAGAUUUUCAAAUGAAGCCCCAAGACAAUUCUGGGAAAGAAAGGAAAACAAAGACACCAUUUUGAGCAUUCCUUUUAUCUUAUUCUAGCUUUUUUCCUUUCUCCCUCUCAACCUGGCCUUCCAUUCUUUCCAUUUCAUUUUGGCCAUUGUAAUCAUAUCCACAAGAUUCUCCUGUCUCCGUCACAGGACGAUUGAGUUAGAUAUUUUCCCUGUCUUUGAAUGAGACUGGUUCUUAUUUCAAAGUGGUUUAAGUUAUAUGACUAGAAGUUAGAGUCAUCUACUCUUGUGCCAAAGAGUACAAGAAGAUGAAAAAUAGAGCCUUCCCCAAGCCAGAAAGCCAAGUGUGAGCAACGGGAGUGACCCGCAGUGACCCUCAGAGCUCUAGUGGGCUCACCGGCUCCUUUGCUGUUUGGUGCCAAAUUACAUUUGGAGUGUCUCCUUCCCUUUCAGAGAACAGACUUAGGUAAUCAGCAAAGCCCCCAAAGUGCUGUAAUUUAAAAUUAUGAUUAUCAUCUUCACCAUAUAUUUUAUAUACUUUGAAAUCAGCUAACUUGAACUGUUAGAGUUAUGUUGGCUUUUAGAACGUAAAUUGUAACUAUUUAUUAAUUGCAUGGGAGGUAUAUUAUAUGAAAUUUUUGGAUUUUUUCCCCCAAAAAACAACUCCUAAUGACUAUUACAAAGUAAGUCCCCUUUAUUUGUUUCUUACUAUGUUUGGGAAGAAGGAACUCCUGUGAUAGUAGAGGGGAAGGUCCUUUUCUUUCCUAAUAUUUAGAAGCAAAAGAAAAUAAUUAUGGCUCUUGCAAGUUGUCAUUUACUUAUAUCUUUUCUGACAUCUUAAGUUUGAUGCAUUGCCUGGGGAGUCCAUAUUUCACACUGGAAGCUGUCUUCUGUGAAGUUGCUAUGUGAUGUCAUUUAGAACUACUAGAGUGUUGGUCAGUGUUUCCUUUCCUACUUUUCAUAGAAGACACCACUGAAAACUAGUGCAGAAAACCUCAAAAUAUAAAAUUAUCAGGAACUUACUGCAGCUUCCUAUGGGCUAAUCCCCUUGCCCCAUUUUGUUUUAUAAGUCAUGCUUUUCUGACAUUCUCACCUUUUCAGAAUGAUCUGCAGAAUUAUUCUUUCUUCAGGAAUUCCUUUGUCUUACUCCCUAUGCCUUCACCACUGAAACUGAGGGUUUUGGUAAUAAAUUAGUAGGGAAAAAGUGUACCUCCUAGAAGGAAGCCUCCCUGCCAUUUCCAGGUGCCAACUGCUAAGCAGACGUACUUCAAAACUGGUAACUGUCACGUGCACACUGUUGGUUAUUUUUAAUAAGCCUCUUCCUACUAGGACAUUUUAUUUCCUUGUUCACCAUACAAUCAUGUACUCUUUAACAGAAAUUGCUUUUAAAAAAAAUCUGGAACUAUCUUUAAAAAAACUUUAUUAAUAAUCAUGUAUUUUUACUGAUCACAUUUUGAAAUACCUAAAAGACUUUAUUGUUCUAAUUAUCCAAAUAUACCUUUGUAAAAUAGCUCUUUUAUGAAUUAGCUAAUAAGGCUGUAUGUCUCUGGAACAAAAUAUUGGUCAUCUAAAAAACUUUCUGUUUUCUGGGGCCUGGGAAAAUAGAAAAAUAAGAGUUCAAAUAUUAAAUAAGCUUAAAGGAA